CAAGAAGGAAACAACGCCUUUAUAAGGACUCGGUGUGUUAUACGUGAUCGAAGAGGUAUCUAACGGCUAUGAAAUUCCUUACAACAAACUUUGUGAAAUGCACGUCCAAAGCGUGUGACUCCACAACGGAUAACUUCCCAUUACAAUUCAACGACUGUGAGUUGAUCCAAGAGGAACAAGAGUUCAAGCCUGAAUUUCUCUUGAACAUCCUGGAUAGACUUGAUUGGAGCGCAGUGUUAAAAGUGGCACAUGACCUGGGUAACGACUCAUUACCACAGGCGUUACCUGAGAACGUUGACCCAGAGGACCCAGACACACUGGCCCUUUUGAAGGACUUACACUCAUUAUUACUCGAGACAAACAUCACACAGGGUGAGAUGAAGUGUCGUGCAUGCGAGCACGUCUAUUACAUCAAAAACUCAAUUCCAAACUUCCUGUUACCACCACAUUUGGCUUGAUUUAUACAUGUUAGAAUGAUACUAAUAAAGAAGACACUUCGCUCCCCAAGCCCCACCAAAUUAUUCGAAUCUGUAGAUGACAGCUCAGAUAAGAUAUCUACAAAGAAUGGACACGCAGUAUUCAAUACUUCUUGAGCUACAUUCAUUCAAAAAUCUGGUAAGAUUCGUUGAAAAGGCACAUAAACUUGCUUAUAUCUCGACAGCCAAAGAGACAUUAGGCUAGUGUGGUUUUUCACACGGUAGAAGUAAUUUAUAUCAUCUUAUAUACAGCAUCUUGACUUGAUUGAGUGGGUGGUUCUUCUAAAAUAGCCUCCGCAUUUUCCCUCUUAUAUAUAUAAUUCUGGUUCUUUGUUGCCCCAGCA
This is a messenger RNA of Williopsis jadinii, 820 nucleotides long. It is a transcript of the gene TRM112, whose product is annotated as RNA methylation protein TRM112. The coding region runs from base 69 to 458 and encodes 129 amino acids. Lineage: Eukaryota; Fungi; Ascomycota; Saccharomycetes; Phaffomycetales; Wickerhamomycetaceae. Gene Ontology annotation, molecular function: protein heterodimerization activity. Gene Ontology annotation, biological process: peptidyl-glutamine methylation; rRNA (guanine-N7)-methylation; tRNA methylation. The transcript has a single exon. The record is from RefSeq and is a predicted model, not a curated record.